AACUCACCAGCCCCCGGCUGCUGGAAUGACCAUCAGGACUGAGGUUCCGACCAGCAUCAGACUCACUGGCAACUCGCCCGUCGUUGGUUGACUCGACCUUCACACGCACCUGACGACACAACGAUCCAGUCGCACAACUUGCCCACUCUGUCUUCAGCCCAGCAGGUAAACAACAUGUCCCCAGCUUGGUUAUCUCUGACACUGGUGUUGGUGCUGGUGCCCAGUCUGACCUUCUCCUACCCGUCAGACUACUCCGAACUCCAGAUGAGAGAGAGGGAUGGUGAGCUUUCGGCGCCGUCUCAGAAAGACAACAAGCUGUUUCUGAGAGCCCUCCUCGACCAUCUGGUGCUGGCGUCAAGGCAAAGAACACUUCAGUCGCCGGACUACCAGGCGUCCGCCAUCCGUGACUUCAACGAUCCCAGCUACAUCAGCGACACUUUCAACAACGACGAAGAUUCCAUGGCCAAACGAGGACCAGGCGGUAUUAACGAAAACCGUGCACACUGUCUGGGCACUACAAGGUGCGGUUAACACAUUCCACACGAUUUUCUGCAUCAUUUGUGUUUCAAAGCCCUUUUUCCGAUGUGUUUCCACUGGGAACUAUUUAUUUUGCGAACUGUUCACUUAGAAGGGACGAGCAAGAUGGCGUUGUGUACGUCACGUGACCAGAUGUCAGCCCGGCAGCCAUGAUCCACAAGCUGAUUGUUGCCAACGUGGUUAAGGCUGUGUGCAGCAGUGCUUAUCCUGUUAUCAUUAUGUUAUUAAUUUUUGUUAGAAAUAGGAAUCAUUAAAAGACACCAACCUUGACA
This is a messenger RNA of Pomacea canaliculata, 809 nucleotides long. RefSeq lists its product as uncharacterized. The record is from RefSeq and is a predicted model, not a curated record. Lineage: Eukaryota; Metazoa; Mollusca; Gastropoda; Architaenioglossa; Ampullariidae. The coding region runs from base 175 to 531 and encodes 118 amino acids. The transcript is spliced from 8 exons.